This is a messenger RNA of Fusarium vanettenii 77-13-4, 1470 nucleotides long. RefSeq lists its product as uncharacterized. Lineage: Eukaryota; Fungi; Ascomycota; Sordariomycetes; Hypocreales; Nectriaceae. The coding region runs from base 1 to 1470 and encodes 489 amino acids. Gene Ontology annotation, molecular function: hydrolase activity, hydrolyzing O-glycosyl compounds. The transcript is spliced from 2 exons. The record is from RefSeq and is a predicted model, not a curated record.
AUGAGUGGGGCAUCCCGACUCUCGGCCUUCAUUCGCGGCAAGCGGCCCCGCAUCCCGGAGACAAACACCGGUCAACGGGACCGUUUGCUUGACGACUGGAUCAACGAAGAGGAUGGCAAUGAAGACAAAAAUGGAGAUGAGCAGCAAUACGAGAAUCCUUCGAAUUUCGAGUCCACCAGGUUUUACUCAUACACACGCUUCCCUGCCGACAAAAAGCCAACGAGAAGUCGGUGUUGUGGCAUCUUUCUCUUGGUGACGAUCUUGGUUCUCGGUGUUGCCUGGACCUACAGGUGGCAUAUAGAGACGGCUCGUCGCCAGAAAUGGACACCAGAUGCAGAAACAGAACGCUUCAGCCAUAAGCCAUUGCAGCUACCCGCCAAGAACAUUCAGAUCUCCAACUAUACGCUUCCACUGCGGACCAAGGGUCGCAAUAUCGUCGACGCCCGCGGUGAACGCUUCAAGCUGACUUCGGUGAACUGGUACGGAGCAAGCGAUGAGCUUUUUGUGGCAGGAGGGCUGGAUAUUCAACACCGCGAUGACAUUGCUCAGACUAUCAAGAGUCUCGGCUUUAACAGCGUCAGACUGCCUUAUGCUGACGAGCUGGUCAUCAAGAACCCAACCGUGGAUGCGAGGUACCUUCGUGCAAACUCGGACCUGGUAGGGCUGAAGGCCAUGGAUGUUUUCCACGCCGUCGUGGAGUCUCUGACCAAGGCGGGCAUUGCCGUGAUUGUUAAUAACCACAUUACGAGCGCUACAUGGUGCUGCGGUGCAGACCCAUGCGAUGCUGCCUGGGCCAACGAUUAUUUGGGACUGUUGUGCCCCGUGAAGCAGACUGAGGAGGAGUGGAUUCAGCACUGGGAAACCAUCAUGUUGCCCUAUGUGAACAACCCGCUCGUUAUUGGCGUUGACCUCCGGAAUGAGAUUCGUGGUCUCUGGGGAACGAUGCCAUGGCCCAAGUGGGCAACAGCCGCAGAGCAUUGUGGUAACAGGCUCCUUCGAAUGAACAAGAAUUGGCUUGUCAUCGUUGAAGGCACUGAAUCAUCCAACGACCUAUCACAUGUUGGAAAGCGUCCCAUCAAGCUUGACGUGGACCAUCGAGUAGUGUAUUCAGCACACGUCUACGCGUGGUCGGGCUGGGGCAGCUGGGAAGGACGAUUCCUUCUCCGCGAGUACGAGUCGUUUGCAAAGACCAUGCGGCAUAAUUGGGGGUAUAUCUUGGAUGAGGAGAUGGCGCCCGUCUGGGUCGGCGAGUUUGGCGCGCCAUCCAAGCCAUCAGUCGGCGACGCAAACUACUGGCAGCAUCUCAUGCGUUUCCUCCGAGAGCAGAACGCCGACUUCGGAUACUGGGCCCUCAACGCACGAAAGCCAAAGGGCAAUACGACCGAGACGUACGGGCUAUUGCAUGAUGACUGGGUGACGCCGGUGUUGGACUACCGAAUGAAGGACAUGCUAGAUCUGAUGGCGGCAUGA